This is a messenger RNA of Saxophila tyrrhenica, 2010 nucleotides long. RefSeq lists its product as uncharacterized. Lineage: Eukaryota; Fungi; Ascomycota; Dothideomycetes; Mycosphaerellales; Extremaceae. Gene Ontology annotation, biological process: DNA-templated transcription; regulation of DNA-templated transcription. The record is from RefSeq and is a predicted model, not a curated record. Bases 1 to 2010 code for a protein of 669 amino acids. Gene Ontology annotation, molecular function: DNA binding; zinc ion binding; DNA-binding transcription factor activity, RNA polymerase II-specific. The transcript is spliced from 3 exons.
AUGUCAAAAAGAAGCAAGAUCGGCCCGGAGGUCUUUUCGUGUGAGUCGUGCCGGACGAAGAAGCUGAAAUGCAGCCGUGUUCAUCCCUGCUCGAACUGUACGUCUCGAGGCAUCACUUGCGGGUUCCUGACCUCUCCGGAGAAGCGGCAGACUACAGUCCAUCGUGACGCUGAUGAAGGUAUUACGAGCCUCUUGCGCAGAGUCGAGCGAUUGGAGAAUGCGCUGUUACGGGAUGGGACCACACCAGCGCUUCGGAUCAACGACGAACUGCAGCAUUCAACCUUAGACGGACCCGCUGCAACCAAUUCAGGCACUGGCAAAACAGCGAGAGACGAUGACCUGGACACUCUUGAGAAUCUUGCUCCUGGCCACAACACCGCCCUCACUUUCGAUUCACCCAGAUAUGAGAUCAAAACGACCUAUGAGAUCCUUGGGAGCGUCUCUUCGCACGCUUCUUUCAGCCCCAUAGCUCUCCCGCCAUAUCGAGCAGCAGUUUCACUUCUCGACUCAUUCGAAGCAAACGUUGAGCCAGUGUGUCCAGUCAUACACCGCGAAUCUAUACGAUCCAUGACGAAGACUGUCUACUUGGCCCUCGCCCAAAGACAACCGCUUGUACCCAGUCAGGCGGCAUUACUCCUGGCCCUGUUCUCGCUGAGCGCUUUCUUCUACCGGCACCACAACUCCCCACAGGUUGCAAGUACCGAUAACGAAUGCGCGAGGCUCUCCGGGUAUUGGGGACACUGUGCCUUGCAGGCCAUCAAUCACUCGCACCAAGCAGCGGCAGGCACCUUGGAAGACCUCCAAGCGCAUAUCCUGAUGUCGUACGUCUCGUUUCAUGUGGAAGGCUUCUCGGCAAUACGCCAUCGCCAGAUCAAUAUGGCAGUCUUUCUUACGAGGUCCCUUCGUCUCCAUCGGCUGGACAGCGAGCCCCAUGGAGAACCAUUGAAACCGCUCAACGUCUCCCAGCUAAUCGAGCUCGAGACAAAGCGAAGGGCGUUCUGGCAUGUCGCGGCAACAGAAUGGCUGGAGUCGACCAUGUCCGGCCCACAAGAAGGAAUGUACUUCAUUCACCCGAGCCAUGUUCAUGUCAACCUGCCUGGAGACUUCACUGGUUCAACGCAUGAACCUGGGAGCCAGUCUGAUCUGGCCGGCCCGCCCAACACUUCGACUUUCCUACUUGCGAAGAUCCAACUCGCCCAUCUCUGCCGUGAGACGACGGACUUGAUACCUCUGGAGACGUGCAAGGUGAUGCAGAUGCCUUACGAGCAUGUGAUCGAUCUGGAUGGCAAGUUCAGAACCUACGUGGCAGAUCUGCCGUUUUUCUUCCGUGCAGAUGAGGCCAGUCGAGCACAAAGCAAGCCGCUCGAGAUGGUGUACCCAGGCAUUACAACCAUGCGGUAUUGGAUCCAGACAGCUACUCACAGCAGAAGAUGCAGGCUUCACCAAAGAUUCUUGCUGCGAUUGUCCUCAGAUCCUCGGUACGUUUACUCAAGGCAAGCAUGUCUGGAAUCCGCACGAGUAGUCAUCGGCGCCUUCGCCGAACCUCAAGGCGCUGACGACUCACCGUCUCUGGCUAGGGCACGAAUGGAGAUGGUGGUACAUCAUACGCAUCUCGCGGUGGUAGUCCUGGUUAUGGAUCUGUGCUCCAACAAGGCCGAAGCGGCUCGCGAUAGAAUCGGGAAUGAGGUUGCAGCGGCUCUAGGGACGUUGCAUGAUGCUACAGCCGUCUCGGAGCAUGCAGCAAGGUCGUUGGAGUCGCUGAAGCAGAUGCUCCACAAGCACAGUGUGUUCGUCCCAACUGUCGUCCACAUUGGAGGUACUGCUCGCAGGCAAACAUCGCUGGAACAAACCCUUGUGCUUCAAGCCUCUACGAAUUCGAGCGAUGCCACUGCGACUGUCCAACAUCAAUCGUUCGAUCCUUACACCAACUACAACGACGUCAGCGACAUGGACUUCAGCACAAGUGACUGGGAUGAGCUCUUUGCGAGCCUUGACUCAAGGCCCCUUUAA